UAUUACUCUUGAAGUUCUAAAUAGGCGCGUGCUUGAAUUUCACAGCUGAACAGCACACAAUUUUGUCGUUUCUGUGUUAAAAAUAAUUGAAAUAUACUAUAACUUAACCAUGCUGCACAUACUGUACGUCCUCACGUAACACGCCAGUCAGGCGCAAGUUUUAUUUCGUCGGAGAGCACACGUGAUCACGACAAUCCUCUUUACUCGAGGAAGGAAUGUAAAUUUACAUUUCGAAGAAACGCUGCAUUUUUAUGAAAUACGACUUCGCCGAAGCGCUAUCUCAGCGAUUUUGUGAGCUUUUUUUUUUAAAGAAACAGGUUAGAAACAUCACUUUAGAGAGAGAGAGAGCACGAUGCAUCAUUCCCUUCAAUUGCCUCAGCAUCAAAUCCUUCUCUGGUCGACUCAAGAAGGAUGCUGAAGAUGUGAUGACCUGAUUGAUAAGAAAAUGGCCAAAUUCGUCUUCACAGACAGACCACACUGACCUUGAGAUGAUAAAAAUAAAAUGCACAUUUGGAAAACGAUGACAUCAUCUUCACAUUGUAAAGAGGACUAUGCGUUACUGGGGAGUCACGGAAACGCUCAGACCAUCGCUCCAUGCAGACCAGGUUUCUCCCAGAGUUUCUACACCGUAUUUGUCCCCAGGGGUGUGCUGCAAGGCCUGAACAUUCACAAAGAUAAGCAAGACAAUAUUACCGAGUUUGCGUGGCAUGAUGAUACCCUGCUGUCAUCUGGCCAUGUGAAGUUCGAAACCUGUCAACAAAUAGAGGAGGUUUCUUUCGAAAGCAGUGACCCAAAGUUCAGCGUUUUGCCGGAUGGCUCUCUUUACGCACAGCAACAUGUGACAAAUCUAACUGAACCCAUCCAGUUCAUGGUGACGGCCAGAGACAGCGCUGGCAAGUAUAUCUGGGAGACCACUGUUAAACUGGCCCUCGCCGGACACCUGCUAUCACCUCCUGUUAACCAGUUUACUUUGGAUGGUAUUUAUGGCGGAUCCUCCCACAGCCACUAUCAAAAUCCCAGGGUCAUUACGUUUCCACGACAACACCAGCGAGGCUCGUCCAAUGGGCUGCGGCGACAGAAGCGAGACUGGGUCAUUCCACCAAUCAACGUGCCUGAAAACUCCAGAGGACCCUUCCCUCAAGUUCUCGUCAGGAUUCGAUCGGACCAGGACAAAGAGAUUGAGAUUCGGUACAGUAUAACAGGAGCCGGAGCAGACCAGCCUCCCAAUGACGUCUACAUCAUUGAUCCUGUGACAGGGAAAAUGUCUGUCACUAAACCUUUGGACAGAGAGGAGAGAGCCUCCUACCAUCUCCGAGCUCAUGCAGUGGAUGUUAAUGGGAACCAAAUGGAGCCUCCUAUUGAUCUGUACAUUUAUGUCAUUGACAUGAAUGACAACAGACCCGAGUUUAAGAACCAGGUCUACAACGGAUCAGUUGCAGAAAUGUCCAAGCCAGGCACUUCUGUAAUGCAGGUAACGGCCUUUGACGCCGACGACAGCACCACAGCAAACGGGCUGGUGCACUAUCGCAUCUUGAGCCAGACGCCACACAUCCCCAUUCCCAACAUGUUUACUAUUAACGGAGCCACGGGAGAGAUCAGCACCAUCGCUACAGGCAUCGACAGAGAGAAAGUGUCUCAGUACACCAUCAUAGUCCAGGCCACCGAUAUGGAGGGCAGCCUAAACUUCGGCCUGUCCAACACCGCUACGGCCCUCAUUAGCAUCACUGACAUCAACGAUAACCCUCCGGAGCUGGACUCUAAAACAUUCCUAGGGGAGGUCCCAGAGAAUGCUGUGGGCGUGGUGGUGGCCAAUUUGACAGUCAGAGACAAGGACCAGCCUCAUACACCAAAUUGGAACGCUGUCUAUAGAAUUACUGGAGGAGAUGCGAUGGGCCAUUUCGCUAUACGCACUGAUGAGAUCACCAAUGACGGCAAGGUCAUAGUGGUUAAGCCGGUUGACUAUGAGAGGAAUGAUGCCUUCACGCUGAUGGUGGUGGUGUCGAACCAAGCUCACCUGGCCAGCGGGAUCCCCUCCUCGCCUUCCUCAUCUGCUGCUGUUUCCAUCAAAGUACUGGAUGUCAAUGAGGCCCCCGUCUUUCCUUCCAACCCUAAAAUCAUCCGUUUUGAAGAGGGAGUACCUGCUGAAACCACCCUCGCUACUUUUGCUGCACUGGAUCCAGACCGCUUCAUCCAGCAGACUAUCAGGUACUCCAAACUGUCAGAUCCAGCCAACUGGCUGAAAAUCAACAGGACCAAUGGAAGGAUUACCACCACGGCGGUGCUGGACCGUGAAUCGCCGUAUAUGAAGAAAAACGUGUAUGAAGCGACCUUUUUGGCCGUGGACAACGGUUCCCCUCCUGCCACAGGAACUGGUACUCUCCAGAUUUAUUUGAUAGAUGUGAAUGACAACGUGCCUGUCUUAGUUCCUCAAGAGGCUCUGGUCUGCGAGAGGUCACGACACGGGUAUCCAGUCAACAUCACAGCCUCAGAUUUAGAUUCAGAGCCCAACGCCGGCCCGUAUGUCUUUGAGCUGCCCUCUUACCCCUCUUCUGCCCGCCGUAACUGGACCAUUUCACGCCUGAAUGGUAAUUAUGCCCAGUUGAAACUCCGGAUCCCAUACCUGGAGGCAGGCAUGUACAGAGUUCCCAUUUUAGUUUCCGACUCGGGAAACCCUCCGCUGUCCAACACCUCUGUCUUGAAGGUGAAGGUGUGUCCCUGUGAUGAAAACGGAGACUGUACUGUGAUCGGGGCAGUGACUGUGGCCGGGCUGGGAACCGGAGCCAUCAUCACCAUCCUCAUCUGUAUCAUUAUACUGCUCAGUAUGGUUCUGUUCUUUGUGGUGUGGGUGAAGCGAAGGGAGAAGGAGCGUCAGACGAAACCCUUAUUGAUCGACCCUGAGGAUGACGUCAGAGAUAAUAUCCUGAAGUAUGAUGAAGAGGGAGGAGGAGAGGAAGAUCAGGACUAUGAUCUGAGUCAGCUGCAGCAGCCCGAGUCUCUAGAUCACAUAAUGAGCAAGCCUGCAGGUGUGCGGAGAGUGGACGAGAGACCCGUUAUCCUAGAAUCUCAGUACCCUGUCCGGCCCACGGUGCCACACCCAGGGGACAUCGGGGAGUUCAUCAUUGAUGGUCUGCGCGCGGCGGAUAAUGACCCCACUGCUCCUCCCUACGACUCCCUGCUGGUGUUUGACUACGAGGGCAGUGGCUCCACAGCGGGCUCCGUUAGCUCCCUGGACUCCUCCAGCUCUGGAGAACAGGACUACGACUACCUCAAUGACUGGGGUCCACGCUUCAAAAAGCUGGCAGACCUCUACGGAGGAGGGGGAGAGGACUGAAGGUGGAAACUCGAGGAAGACGGAGGGGAACGGAGAGGGCCAGGAGGGACAAUUGGCUUCUCGGAUGUUUUAUCGAGAAGUCGUACGCCAAGCCUCCAAGUGGGCUGAUUAUCUCUCAACUAAAGUUCCUCUGCACGCUACGGAGGCAUCGAGAGGGGAGGAUAUUGCCCUGCAGCCUGCUCUGGACCUUUGCUGCAAUCCACAAGUAUUUUACGGCUUUUUACAAUAUUUCGCGUUGUGGUUUCUUCAGUGUUGUUUUGUCACUCCUCUCGGACCACCUAGAGGCUCAAGAUGGAAUCGAGUUGCGACGAUGAAUUCUCGGCGUGCGGGAAUCAAAAAAAAAAACGAGUGCGCACGCUCGUUUUUCUGUUCGCUUUAUCACUAAAGAGAGUUCCACACACACUUUUUCUCUCGACUUGAAUUUCAGUAGAACAGAAGCACUGUUGUUGAUAAAGUGCCUUUUGUGGUGUGUUUUGUAUCGGACUCCUGCAAUCUCAGGGUCGGUUGCCAUUUUGAAAAGUUUCUUCUGUUGGGCACACACUCCCCCGUUCCUGUCUGCUCCUCUCGACUACCUUUUUGCUUUCCGUUCAUCGCUGCAUUACCGGUGCAGAACGCCUCUUUGACUACUAUGUGGAAAACAAACAAAGGAAACAGAGAAUGUUUUGUCAAGACUUUUGUUGAUAAACACAAGACUCAUUUUCCCUUCAGAAAUCUCAUUCUACCUUGAGAAAUUGGAGUGUAUGAAGUACAGUUAUUCAAUUCGAAAAAUCUUUUCUUUUUCUUUUUGGUUUAGGAUUUGUUUUUUUUUUAACUUGACCGACCACGACCAUAUAAUGUUAUGUUGUGUAAUGGUUGUGUAAAAAAUCAAGGUCUUUAUUUUAAAAGAAGAAAAAAAAUAUUACUGGAGAAUGCCUUUUAGCUCAUACUCUUGCCUGCCUUGUACGAUUUUGUGUUGCGUUUCCGAAUUGUAAAGGUAAUUUAGGCAUGACAAGUUGCCAGACAGUGAGACUAAAAGUGAUGGCUGAAGAAACCCGACUCUAAAAGGAUUGCAUCAGAAGAAACCUUCUUUUUUGUCUUGAACAUUCCCCUUUUCUAACUUUAUAAGUUGAUUAAAAUAUUAUACGUGCAUGACUUCUUUCAAAACAAUGUCUCAAAUCUCUCGCACUUGUUCCUCUGUGGUCAGAAUGUGAAAAGUAGUUGGCAAAGAAUAUACACCAUACGGAAUAAAUAUAAUCUGAACAAAAAAUAAAUAAAAAACAAACAAAAAAAGAUUCAAAAUGUUUAAAAUGCUGUAAAAUACUUGUUUUGAAACAUUUGCUGCUCUUCAAGCUCCAAGUCGGGCUAAAUGACAGUGUCUGGGCCCAUUUGGUUUUAAUUGUGUGUGAAUGUGUGUGUGUGUGUGUGUGAGUGUGUGUUUGUCUAUAUCCUGUAGGAUUUUUAAAUUCUCUUUUUAUAUGUUUGUCUUUUGUAUUUUUCUCUUUAGGUUUUGCGUUUAUUCUUUGGCUAUGAGAAAUGCAGCAGCGUUCUUUUUGUCUUGUCGUUCUGAAGAAAGUCUGUCUCGUACGUUCUGUCCCUGGAUGAGGGUCUAAACCUGCAUUGCAGAGAAGCUUACAAUCAUGCCUGCUCCACCAUUCAGUGUAACUGAUUUCUCUUUCCAUUCAUCUCAAAUAUUGGAUGUGGUUUAGAGAAUAAACAAUCACAUUUUUUGAAAAAAAAGAAAGAAAAAAAAAAGACAAAUUCUCAAGUCUCUGUCCUGUCCAUAAUAGGUUCAUGUCUCUUUUCUUCUCUCUCAUGCUUCCAUGUCCCACCUUUCAGCUGCUUGUCAUAAUGUUUUCUAGGCAUGAGUGAACAUUGCAUUAUGCCAUCAAGUGACAAUUGAAUUUAGCUGAUAUAUCGAGUAUGGGAUUUCUGAUUAAGCCAUAAAAUCAGGCCAUUUUAAAAUGGCAGCGUGAUUAUCAUUAGAACUUCUGGAUUUCCAUGCAUUACCAUUAAAUUAACAUUGACUUAACAUAACUUUGGAUGACUGCUCCUCCUACACAUUUGCCUUCGGAAGCAUUAAUAAUGAAGCACUCUGUCCAGUGAUGACAACACUUAUCUGACAGAAAGUUUCCUGGACUUUUCACAUGUAUUUAAAUGAGCCAUGAAUUUCUGUCCCAUGACCCAGUGAAAGGUCAGUGUACUCAAAGGGCAUAUGGCAUAAUUAAAACAUAAGGCCCACCACUAAUGACGAAUCUCUGGGAGUGGAUUAA
Onychostoma macrolepis is the source of this 5580-nucleotide messenger RNA. It is a transcript of the gene cdh4, whose product is annotated as cadherin 4, type 1, R-cadherin (retinal). The transcript is spliced from 20 exons. Gene Ontology annotation, cellular component: catenin complex; adherens junction; plasma membrane. Gene Ontology annotation, biological process: calcium-dependent cell-cell adhesion; cell morphogenesis; multicellular organism development. Gene Ontology annotation, molecular function: calcium ion binding; cadherin binding. The record is from RefSeq and is a predicted model, not a curated record. Lineage: Eukaryota; Metazoa; Chordata; Actinopteri; Cypriniformes; Cyprinidae. The coding region runs from base 503 to 3331 and encodes 942 amino acids.